Messenger RNA from Aegilops tauschii subsp. strangulata, 2273 nucleotides. RefSeq names its product 7-deoxyloganetin glucosyltransferase-like. Gene Ontology annotation, molecular function: quercetin 7-O-glucosyltransferase activity; quercetin 3-O-glucosyltransferase activity. The record is from RefSeq and is a predicted model, not a curated record. Lineage: Eukaryota; Viridiplantae; Streptophyta; Magnoliopsida; Poales; Poaceae.
CAGAGGAAAAUAUCUAUGCCUUAUAACCAAAAUAUAAACUUAUUUUUUCUAUUUAUUUUGCAGAUAUGUCUCGUAUGGUCCUCUUAUUGCGUUAAAAGAAAUUGUCCACCGUGGCAAAGCAAGGUACAUAAAACGACGACAUGAGCGUAGAAGCGAUGGGUACAGAUCACAUAUAGGACCCUGCCGUUGGUCUUCUUCAUGAGCGUGUUAGAUCAGUACACGUACCUUUCCUCUGCAGGAAAGACAGCUCGAAGCAUCUAUGAUGGAAGAGGCAAGAUCGAGCAGUUUGAUUACGAGGAACUUGGAUGAGAGGGCGAUGGGGAUUUAUCGAAACAGAACUCUAGAAGAGAGAGUAAAACUCGUAGGAUCACCAAUUCAAACACCGUGGCUGCGACAUAGCCUCCCUAGCUUCUAGCUAAGGUACAAGCUACAAUGUAGGCAUCCCUAUUAUACAAUAAUUGCCCAUAAUUGUAUUCCGCCGGGUUGCCUCAAACCAACUACUGUAUCAAUCAACAUGAUAAAGAGCAGCUAUCUAGAGGGAAAACCUCCCGUCUGGAGAGGGAGUACUGAAUACUGAUCGGCCAUGGCGACCGUGGCAGCUGCAGGAUCGUCGGUGGAGAAGCGUCACGCCGUGUUCUUCCCUUUCCCGGCGCAGGGCCACGUGAAGCCGGCGCUCCAGCUGGCCAAGCUCCUCCACCGUUGCCAUGGCUUCCAGGUCACCUUCGUCCACACGGAGCACAACCGCCGCCGCCUCCUCCGCUCGCGCGGCCCCGGCGCGCUGGACGGGGUCCCCGGGUUCCGCUUCGCCGCCGUCCCGGACGGCCUGCCCCCGUCCGAGGCGGACGCGUCGCAGGACAUGGCUGCCCUGCUGUCCACCACGGAGGCCCUGGUCCCGCCCUUCCGGAGCCUCGUCUCCGGCCUCCUCCCGCCGGCGUCCUGCGUCAUCUCCGACGUCGAGCACAUCCUGUACGCGUCCAAGGACAUGGGUCUUCCCUGCGUCACCUUCUGGACGUCCAGCGCGUUCGCCUUCAUGGCCUGCCAGCAGUGCCAGCGGCUUGUCGACAUGGGCAUUGUCCCCCUCAAAGGGGCUGAGCAGCUAAGGAAUGGACACCUGGACGACACGGUCCUGGACUGGGUGCCGGGGAUGCCCAAAGACAUCCGCCUCAGAGACUUCCCGAGCUUAAUCCGCACCACGGACCCCGACGACGCCAUGCUCAAAAUGCUCUUGCGCUCAAUGGCGUGCCACAGGACCACUCCGUCCGCCGUCAUCUUCCACACCUUCGACGAGAUCGAUCGCGAGGCCAUGGCGGCCAUGUCCACCAUCCUGCCGCCGAUCUACGCCGUCGGGCCAUUGCCGCUCCUCCUCGAUCAAGUCGCUGGCAAUGGCAGUGAUAGUGCGGUUGACACGCUGGAAUCAAACCUGUCCAGGGAGAACCACGCCUGCCUAGAGUGGCUGAAUGGCAAGCGGCCAAACUCGGUGCUCUACGUGAGCUUCGGGAGCGUCGCAACGCUGAAGAGCGACCAGCUGGUGGAGUUCGCGUGGGGUCUGGCCAACAGCAAGAAGGACUUCCUGUGGGUGAUCAGAAACGAUCAAGUGAUCAACGGCGACGACGACCCCGCUGCUGCGGCCGUGCUGCCACCGGAGUUCCUGGAGGAGACGAAGGCGAGGAGCCACGUGACGAGCUGGUGCCCGCAGGAAGCGGUGCUCCGGCACGAGGCGACGGGCGCGUUCCUGACGCACUGCGGGUGGAACUCCGUCCUGGAGAGCAUCGGCGCCGGGGUGCCGAUGCUGUGCUGGCCCUUCGGCGCCGACCAGUACACGAACGCGAGGUACGUUUGCUCCGAGUGGCGCGUCGGCAUAGAGAUCGGCGGCGAUGUCAAGAGGGACGACGUGGAGGCGGCCAUCCGGGAGGUGAUAGAUGGAGGAGACAAGGGAGAAGAGAUGAAGAGAAUGGCCAUGCAAUGGAAGGAGAAGGCUACCGCGGCUGCACUGACGGGUGGGCCCUCUUGGGUGAAUCUGGAGAAGGUGGUCGAUGAGGUGCUUGUUGUGCAUCCUAGCAAGAUUAGUGAUACGGAAUUAUGAGUAGGCUCUUGCUUGCUCUACGCUGGCAUUGGAAAUAAAUUGAUGAAAGGGGAGACGUGUCAUGGUUGUGAUCGAGCUUUCUCGAAAUUUAAUGGGUUGUUUCAUUAUUUAUUAGGAAAAUGAAUGCAAAUUUGGGCCAUAGUAGUAUUAUUUUAUAUAUAAGGGAAAUGAAUGCAAAUUUGGUCGAGUA